GCACCACACAUCCAGGUAGGGGGGGGACGACAACAGGAGAUGCAUCGUGCCCCUGGGCAGGGUGUCAAGGGACAGAGCUGAGUGGAGGGAGAGGCCAGGAGAAGCACCAGGGUGUGUUCCCAGGAUGCUCUUUGUUUUCCCUUGGUGUUGUAUGUCAGACAUGCUGGCGGCAGGGGGGCAGUCUCGCUGUCCAUGAUCAGCCCAGCUGUGUGCCAGGACAGUCGCCUUCCCCCUGGGCUGGGACAAGCACUGUGGUACAAUAAAUGCGUUAAUGUGAUCCCUACCACCCCAUUGUUCCCUGGCCUGGCUGAAGAGCUGCUGGCUAGACCCUUCUCCAGAUUCCCUUUGGCUCUGUUUAAAGAAAGAGUGCACAAUGGUCCAUAAGCUACUUAAGUGUCCCUCUAAAUGCAAGAACUAAGAAUUACACAGAGCUUUGAUUACUUGUGUAAUAUUUCAUCUGUGGUCUAUGCAUACCUGUCAACCUUGUGAGUCCCAGAUGUUACUCCUGGGGGGAAUUCUGUGCCAAACAACAACAAAAAAUUUGUGAACACAAUAUUUUCAAAUUCUGCAUAUUUUAUUUGUCAAAAUAACACAAUGUAAUCACAUCAGUUUCAAUUAUUUUUGGUGAUUAAUUUCAAAGUACCUGUCAACAAGUAUGUCUGUAACAAUACAGACAACAAAAAAGAUUCAGGAAAUGUUUUUUGACAAAUGGAUUCUUUAUUAGGCAUAUUAAUACAGAACUCUGAGUAAAUAAAUCAUUUAAACUACAAUAUAGAGCCAUAUUUCCCGCACCACUCAGCAGCAGUGCAAAGGUUUGGGGAAGUCAGGAGUAACAAAGGAGCUGAGAGAGAGAGAAGUAAUUGCUGGGAAGGAGCCUGGGUGUGAACUUGUAGGGCUGUUGGGUAUGGGUGGGAAAAGUAUGGAAGAUUUGGUGGCGGGGCUGGGAGGGAUUGUUAGGGAUCUUCCCCCAUGCAGAUCCUGGCUGACCCCUAGCCUCUCCCAUUAAAUCAGGCACAUCUGUCCCUGCACCCCCAUUGUUCCUUGCACCACCUGUCGAUGUGUCCUUCCAGCCCCACUCAGACACCAAUUCCCCCCAUCCCCAUGUGGCCCUGCACCUCCACUCCCACUCAGCCUCUCUCCCGGGCUGUCCUCCCCACUAGCCCUUAUGAGACCCUGUUUAUGACGCCCCCCACCCCCGGCAGGCCCAUCCUGUUUGUCUCCCCAUAUUCCCCAGUAUCUUGACCUGGCCUGACAGGCAUUGUGAAGAAGGCAGGUUCUUUCUCUUCCCUAGCUGGUUGGGAGCUGCUGCUCUGUUCUGGUGCCAUAGCACCCUCUGGUGGGCAAAAAGCAGAACUGCAGGAACUUUUCGGCAGAAGCUUUUUUCUGUGCAAAAAAUUAAAAAUAUGGGUGGCUCAUUUAAUUAUGCAUGUACAGUGGCGUAGAAUUCCCGCAAGAGUAAGAUAUGAGACAAGAAUUAAAAAUGGGAGAGUCAAAAAUAGCCAAUCAGAAAUGUGGCAGAGCAUUUAACAUAAAUCACAAUUUCUGUAACUUUGUUCCUGAAUUAGAAUUUUUGCAGUAAAUCACUUGUGGUAAUGGAAGUGAGGAAAUAGCAAGUAGAUGUUUGGAUAAUGGUAAAAAUGUGUCUAAAGGGAUGCUGCGUCUAUUGAAGUCAAUGGUAAAAUACCCUUGACUUCAGUGGGAGUGAGAUCAGGCUUAUAAUAAGGAAUAGAUGAGAGGUAUAGGCCUGUGUAGUAGAAAAGUUGCAUAUAUGGCUUUUAAAAUAAUUUUGUGUGUGUAUGUUAAAGGACUUGAUUCAACGCUUUAGAAAUGAAGGGGGAAUCUCACUUACUGGAAAUUAAAGUGCUGAUUCAAGAGCUGGUGAAAAAAGACACCUCAUCAAAUGUAACUGAGAUCAUUGACAAACUGUUCAGUGAGAUAGAAUGUGUGGAUAACGAGGCUGGGAAUGAGAUUCAUGAGGUUCAGAUUGAAGAAAGUGCAAUAAGCCUAUGGAAUUGGGCUGUGACUAACCGAGUAGAUUCAGUCAUCAAUGAUGAGCAAAGAGCGAAAUUGCGCCAUGUUUCUUGCAGGCUAGUGUGCCUGUGUGAAGGCAGCGAUCCUCCAGAGGAGAUGGUGCGAAGGCAGAUUUUGAUGACCAUGAAGACUGGAAAAGGGUGGGUGGAUGUUGGAAAAGCCGCCCUUGGUGAUGGAUUUCUUGUGAUUGCCAUAAAUAGUCUAGAAAAACUAUAUGCCCAAUUAAUGAAGAGGAGCAGUGGUGAGGCAGAUAUUCAGGUGCACAAAGCUGAUGUAGAGAAGGACCUGUUCAAAGUACUGUCUUAUCAGGCUGAAUCAGCAGUUGUUCAAGGGUAUUUUCAGAAAGCAGUGACAUGUUUGCAACGCUGCAAAGAUAUGUUGACAAGGCUGCCAAAACAGACCUGUUAUCUAUCAAUCCUCUGCUAUAACUUUGGAGUGGAAACCUAUGAACAGAAGGGGUAUGAACAGAGCUCCUUCUGGCUCAGCCAGAGCUAUGAUAUUGGGAAAAUGGAUAAGAAGUAUUCUCCUGGGGAAGAAAUGCAGGCUAAAGUGCUGCGGUUAUUAGCCACUGUCUAUUUGGAGUGGGAUUGCGAACAGUAUCAAGACAAGGCUCUCAGGGCUAUAAGCCUGGCUAACGAGGAGAAUAUGCAUCCAGCUGGGUUUUUCUUGAAAAUUAAAAUCCUUCUGAAAAGUGGAGCAUCUGAUGAAGACGUCAGGACAGCUGCUGCUGAACUUCUGCAUCAUGAAGUGUCACUAGAUUUCUGUUUGAACACUGCUAAGCUGCUUCUGGAACAUGAGAGGGAAUUCGUUGGUUUUGAUUUUCUGAAGUCCAUCUCUGGGCGGUUUGCGUUGUCACCUGACCUCGGAAAAAUCAUUUUACUCCACAUCGAGUUUCUGUUACAGAGGAUGAAGGAGCCUCUAGCCAAGCAAAAAAUUGAAGACAUCAUUACAGGUCACUAUACUGGAAAACAGCUGUCACCUGAAAUACUGAACCGGCUGCACAUCAUUCUGUGGGACAGAGCUGCCAAGAGCUAUGAGGCAAAAAACUACUCUGAAGCCCUUCAGUGGUAUAACUAUUCUCUCAGCUUCUAUUCAUCUGAGCAGAUAGAUCAGAACUUGGCUAAGUUGCAGAGGAAUAUGGCUUCCUGCUACUUUCAUCUGAAACAACUUGAAAAAGCAAAAGAGGCAGUGAAGGAGGCAGAGAGGUGUGAUCCCAGCAGCAUCUUCACUCAGUUCAGUGUGUAUAAGGUUGCGGUCUUGGAGGGUAACACUGAAAAAGCUGUGGAGGCAGUUGUUGCAAUGGGGAAGUUAGCAGCAAAACCAGCUCAGCAUGAAGAUAAGCUACUAGCAGAUGGAAGUGCAGCCACCAGCCUUCUGAGUUUAGCUGCCCAGAUUGCUUUAGAGACUGAACAACAGGCUGUGGCUAUCAAAGCUUUGGAGUAUUUAUCUCAGCACUCACAAGAUUGCCAACAAGUGUUCACAGCUUUAAAGUGUUUGGUUCGCCUUGUGUUGUCAAAAGUCAUGGCAGAACCCAAAGAGAAUAGGACUAAAUAUAUGGACAUGCUUGUGACUUACUUGACCUCAGCACAUCAGAGACUUGCUGAGUCUUUCACAGAAGGGAGUAUGACACUGGACAUGAGGACCCGUGAGGCUCACUGGUUUAGAAAAAUAGCUUGGAACUUGGCUGUACAGUUCGAGAACUGCCGAGGAACAAUGAGGGAUUUCUUUGUACUGUCGUUCAAGUUCUCCCAGUUUUGUCCAUCUGAUACAGCUGUUCUGAUUGCCCAGAAGACAUGCUUGCUGUUGGCUGCAGCAGUUGAUCUGGAAAUGGGGCGAUGCAGUUUAACACUCACUGAACAGAUUGAGCUUCUGUCUCAGGCCCUUCAUCACAUCCAGGCAUGCAGGGAAAUCUGGAAUGUUCUGAAGCUAACAGGAGAUUUCUCCAAAGACCCAACAGACACAUUGCUGCUGGUUUAUGAAUUUGAAGCAAGAGCCAAACUCAAUGAUCCAGAACUGGACAGCCUGCUGGAAUUGGUGUGGGAACUGCCACAAAUAGAGACUAAGAUUCUAGAAACCAUUGCUUCAUUAGCGAUGGAGUCUCCUGCUUAUUAUCCCUCUGUGUGUAAGAGGGCCCUCAAGAGCGCUCUGACCCUUCAUAGGAAACAGGAAGCCAUUGAUGCUGUGAGAGUCAGCAAAUGUCUGCACAGCUUGGUUCACCUUUCUCUGCCAACUGGAGUGACAGACACAGAUGCUUGUGUGCUGGAGGAGGUGUGGGGCUACUUUGAAGACGCUCUGAGCAUUGUAGGCACCACAGAUGAUUACCCAGAGGUGGAGACCCUUUGGCUGAUGACCAGAGCCUGGAAUACAGGAAUAUUUCAGUACAGUGUUGGUAAAUACAAGGAGGCUGAGCACUGGUGUGGGCUGGGUAUGCGCUUUCUGAAUCACCUGAGAUCCCUGAAGAGCAGCUACGAAAGCCAGAUGACUGGUCUUUACAGUGAGGUGCUGGAUAAGUUGGACAGAGCAAAAGGGUUCCUUCCAAAUGAAGACCACCACUAGGUGCAGCAAGCCAGGAGGAUGGCACCCCCGUAAACAUUCAGCUGGAUAGCAGAGGCUGCUUGCCGUUCAGCGAUUGCUGGGACCAGCAGCCAGGCCCUGCUCCCGUUGGCCAUUUUAAAGCUAUGUACUUUUAAGGAAGUUUUUAUAGGCGAGAUGUAACUGUUUCCCGUCAGGGACUUGUAUUCAUGCUAUAGAGCUAUGUAACAGUAAGAAGCUGAGUUGUAACUUAAUGAGAUGGGGCUGCUGUUGUAGAGCCAGGCUAGUUUAAAUGUUUAAAGGUUGGAAGUAGCAAUGUGACCAAUAAAAGGGUUCCAGCACCAUGUGCAUCUUG
Messenger RNA from Caretta caretta (loggerhead turtle), 4918 nucleotides. It is a transcript of the gene TEX11, whose product is annotated as testis expressed 11. Gene Ontology annotation, molecular function: protein binding. Lineage: Eukaryota; Metazoa; Chordata; Testudines; Cheloniidae. Gene Ontology annotation, biological process: reciprocal meiotic recombination; meiotic cell cycle; male meiosis chromosome segregation. The record is from RefSeq and is a predicted model, not a curated record. Gene Ontology annotation, cellular component: central element.